AAUCACAGUCCUCAACUCUACUUCAAUUUGGAGGCUCCAAACACAAACAGCACAAUUUUCCCGCUGCCAGUGCUCUCUCCGUCCGCCGCUUCCAGGACGCUCUCCCUCCGCCGCUUCCAGGACGCUCUCCCUCCGCCGCCGCCUCUGCUCUCUCCGUUCACCUCCGCCGUAGGGCUUUCGAUUCCCAAAUCCAAGUAUUUCAACAUUCCACUUCACAAUUCUCCUCGCAAUGAUUAACGCUACGACAGUUGCAGCAGCAAACAAAGAGUUAUCUUGUGUUCUUGCAGUCAAACCCAAAGCUGCCGCACCUUCAAAUACACGCGGGUGCCAGUUUAACCGCUUAUUCUAUAAGCUUCCUUCUCUAGCUGUGUCUGCCACAAGUAAAAGCUCCCUAGUUUCUAUGUCCAUGAAAAGUGAUGGGUCUGGAGGGCUUACUUACAAGGAGGCCGGUGUGGAUAUAGAUGCUGGGACUGAGCUUGUGAGGAGAAUUGCUAAGAUGGCUCCUGGUAUUGGUGGAUUUGGUGGUCUUUUCCCACUUGGGGAUUCAUAUCUUGUUGCUGGCACGGAUGGUGUCGGAACUAAACUUAAACUCGCUUUUGAAACUGGAAUUCAUGACACCAUAGGGAUUGACUUGGUCGCCAUGAGUGUCAAUGAUAUUGUUACUUCUGGUGCAAAACCAUUGUUUUUCCUUGAUUACUUUGCUACAAGUCGUCUUGAUGUGGACCUUGCUGAAAAGGUUAUAAAAGGCAUUGUUGUUGGUUGUCAGCAAUCCGACUGCACUCUUUUAGGUGGAGAGACUGCAGAGAUGCCAGAUUUCUAUGCCAAUGGUGAGUAUGAUCUUAGUGGUUUUGCAGUUGGCAUUGUUAAGAAGGAGUCAGUUAUUGAUGGGAAAAACAUUUUGGCUGGGGAUGUUAUCAUUGGUUUGCCAUCUAGCGGAGUACAUUCUAAUGGCUUCUCCCUUGUCAGAAGGGUUCUAGCGCAAAGUGGUCUUUCUUUGACAGACCAACUUCCAGGUGAAGGCAUUACAGUAGGGGAAGCUCUUAUCGCCCCAACUGUGAUAUAUGUCAAGCAGGUGCUUGAAUUAAUUAAUAAGGGAGGUGUAAAGGGCAUAGCACACAUAACCGGAGGUGGUUUUACGGAUAAUAUACCUCGAGUUUUUCCAAAAGGGCUUGGAGCUGUUAUUUAUAAUAACUCCUGGAAAGUCCCAACAGUCUUCAAAUGGAUCCAAGAGGCUGGAAAAAUAGAAGAUGCUGAGAUGAGGCGGACAUUUAACAUGGGCAUUGGCAUGGUUCUGAUCGUUACAGAGGAAGCAUCACACAGAAUUCUACAAGAUGAACAUUAUAAAGCAUAUCGCAUUGGUGAAGUAGUGAGCCAGGAAGGAGUGAGCUACCAAUAAAAUAUUUAAUAUUGAUCCCUUCAAAUGUGUUUCUGAAAACGAGAAAUAGGCCUGAGAUUUGCUGUUAUAGUAACUUGGAUCGUUGUAUCCCUUUCCAACUUCUUAUUGUACCACAAGCCGCAAUUUUGUAAUUUUUCCAUAAGAAGUGGAUUUCGUUUGGUCCUGAGUGAAA
This is a messenger RNA of Mercurialis annua (annual mercury), 1568 nucleotides long. Its product is annotated as phosphoribosylformylglycinamidine cyclo-ligase, chloroplastic/mitochondrial. The transcript is spliced from 8 exons. NCBI's taxonomy places the organism in Eukaryota, Viridiplantae, Streptophyta, Magnoliopsida, Malpighiales, Euphorbiaceae. Gene Ontology annotation, biological process: adenine biosynthetic process; 'de novo' IMP biosynthetic process. The record is from RefSeq and is a predicted model, not a curated record. Gene Ontology annotation, molecular function: phosphoribosylformylglycinamidine cyclo-ligase activity; phosphoribosylamine-glycine ligase activity. Bases 230 to 1396 code for a protein of 388 amino acids. Gene Ontology annotation, cellular component: cytosol.